Solea senegalensis (Senegalese sole) is the source of this 12524-nucleotide messenger RNA. It is a transcript of the gene dnah7, whose product is annotated as dynein, axonemal, heavy chain 7. The transcript has 66 exons. Gene Ontology annotation, biological process: microtubule-based movement. The coding region runs from base 250 to 12222 and encodes 3990 amino acids. Lineage: Eukaryota; Metazoa; Chordata; Actinopteri; Pleuronectiformes; Soleidae. Gene Ontology annotation, molecular function: calcium ion binding; minus-end-directed microtubule motor activity; ATP binding. The record is from RefSeq and is a predicted model, not a curated record. Gene Ontology annotation, cellular component: dynein complex.
UGACCACAACGGACACCUACACUAAUUGUAGAGGUGAUGAAAACACGUUAUUGAGACGCAGUGAGUGAAAUUAACCUUUUUAAAACAUUUAACACAAGAAGAAGCGCAACUGGAACGUUUAAAUUUGAAGUUGAGCAGGUGAUUUAGCACAGCGGCUAAAAGUUUUGAAGGAGUUAUUGCGUCCCCUAGCAACCAACGGCACAGCACAGACAGAGGUUUGGUCAAAUAGUUUUCACAAAUGUCGACAAUAUGAGUUCGACGAAGAAGAAGGAAAAACGUCCUGAAGGAGUGACAGCAUUCUUACUACAAAACUCACUACAGAAAGGACCGCUGUAUAGUGAAGACGAGCCAUGGAUGGAAAACUAUCCGUUUUCACUGGGUCUCCCACGGAGACAAAAACCUCAGGACAAUACAGCCGUGGAGAGACAUGUGCUGACAAACUGGUCAGGAAGCCCUAGUAUGUGUCACAGCAGAGGCCAAAGCAGAAAGGCAGUGCAGUUUCCCAGUGCAGUGCUACUGAAGCAGAAGAAUUUCCGCAGAAAUGUGGUUAAAUUCAUCUGUCAGCAGAAGGAGGAGGAGCAGGAGGACAACAGCGACUCAGCGUGUGGCUUUUCAGAUUUAACUGCACAAAGUGACCGUGAAAUGAAAUAUAAGUACUACAUUGAGCACGGCAUAGACUUGAAGAAUGUGGCUCCUCUGGAGGUUUCUUGGCAGGAGAACAUUCUGGGAAGGCUCCCCUCCCACCUGAGGAGCCUGAACACACCACUGGAGCUGCUAAUCAAUGAGAUCCACAACGACUACAUGCUCAGUGUCAAGACCGCUAUCUUGAAAUACACAUUCAGGGAUCCGGGAGAAAGUAACAAGGACAGAGAACAAGAUUUGCCCCCUCACAGACUCGAAUUGGCAGUGUUCCCAAAACCGUGGAACCAAGAUUUUGUCUACGCACAAAAGAAGAUUAGAGCUAAUCUUCACUCUAUUAAUCCCACUAUGCUGCAAAUGCUAUACCUUUGGCAUGCCUCUUACAAAAAUAUGCGUCUGAUAGAUGUGCAGGAGUUCCACAGCAGAGAGGAAUCCAUGGAGCUGUCUGUGUUCCAGAAAACUGUCACUAGACACGUGGAAAAUGCCAAAAGAAUCCUGCUAAAAGAUUGGAUUUCCGAAGUGCUAAACCUUUACUGCCAGGGUUCCAGACGCAAGCUGGUGCCUCCUUUAAGUAAUGUGGCCAAGUUGUCGUCUUUCUUCAACUGUGCAGCUACACUGAUGACCUCCAUGCUGCAGAGCCUUGGAUUGGACUCAUUAAGAGCCUACACAAAUCUAAUUUGCCCCGACCAGCGGUUAGGGCAAGUCGAUCCACACCCAGUCUUUGUGCUGCAUCUGAUCCUGGAGGACACGCAGAUUAGGUUUGAGCCUGACUUAAAACAGUACGAGGAGGCUGUCAUUAACGCCUUUGAGAUAAUGCUCAGGUCCAUUUGCGUGGUGCCUCGUGUGGAAAGCUUACUGUACCCCGAGGAGCCACACUUCCAGGGUGGGAAAACCCUCAAUCCCAUCAUCCUGCCAGAGAUCCUUGAGGCCCAGCAGGAGGAAGUGCGUCAGGUGUUCUGGGCCGAGUGUGUCAGGCCAAAGGAGUAUGUUCACGAAUAUGUCGCACAAUAUGCCACUCUGGUAUCCAGGCAGGCAGAGAAAGAUGUGGAGCAGUUCCUCAGUGAGCAGCACUCCUUCCAGGAAAUGAAGCAGGAGGUGGUACACUACAAGCAGCUUGCUGACCAGAUCCAGUACACUUCACAAGAGGUCGCACGUCUGGGCAUGUUUGAGGUCCACUCUCAUAAGGUCAUCCGCUCUUUGGUCAAGCAUGCUCAGGAGCUACAGCAGAGACUGACCACACGGAUGCUACAAAACCAUCAGGAAAUCAACAAAAAGCUUUGUAAUGAAUUUGAGAAGAUUGCAGAGACGGCACUGAGCACCCCAUGUGACACACACAAACUGAUGGACCUUAAGGCCUACAUCAACAAGGUGAAGACCACAGAGAUGCCUUUGUUGCAACAAAGGUUGACCGACUCCAUCACACAACUGUGCUUCCUGUUGGACUAUGCCACUCUCUCGCCACUGCACAUGAGGCUCAACAGACAGACUGUCCAGUGGUUCAAGCGCAUGCCGUCCAUAUUCAACCAACACCAACAGAUCAUUACUGAAAAGGCAGAGCAAUUCCAGAUUUCCCUCAAGGUGUUUCGUGAGCACUUUCUGGAAGAACUGCAGAGCUAUAGUGCACAGGUGGAGGAGUUUAACACCUUUGGUGAACUCACAGAUUUGAGCAAGUACUUGAAGAAAGCCCAGAAUCUUAAAGCCAAACUGGAGGUUGCCAUGGAAAAGAUGAAUGUGAUAAACCUGGAGGAGGAGGCCUACGGUUGGUCCGUCUCCCAGUAUCCACAGCACAAGAAGAUCCAGGAUGAUCUUACACCUUUCCUGCGCCUCUAUGAGACCAGCACUGAAUUCUUGAAUCAGUAUGAGAAGUGGCUCCAAGGGCCACUCUCUGAUGUGAACCCAGACAAGGUAGAAGAGGACGUUAGCAAUUACUGGCGCACUCUUUACAAGCUGGAGAAAGGCUUCUCUGAAGUUCCCAAUGCCUUAAACAUUGUCACAACUAUAAAGGCAAAUGUAGAUGAUUUUAAGGAGCAUAUUCCAAUGGUGCAGGUUUUGUGCAACCCUGGUUUGUGCGACCGCCACUGGGAUGCCAUGUCUCAGAUCGCUGGCACACCAUUAAAGUCGGCUAAUGCCUGUGUGGCUCACUUUCUAUCCAUGCAUCUGGAGCAGCACUUGAGGAGCUUUGAAAGCAUCAGUGAGGCCGCUGGCAAGGAGUACUCCCUGGAGAAGGCCAUGGAGAAAAUGGCCAGUGAGUGGAGUGACACAGAGUUUAGCCUGCUGACCUACAGAGAGACGGGCACAUCUAUCCUGUCAUCUGUGGAUGAAGUCCAGAUGCUUUUGGACGAUCACAUAGUCAAGACACAAACUAUGAAGGGCUCACCCUUCAUUAAGCCUUUUGAGGUGGAGAUACGGGAAUGGGAAGACAAGUUGCUGCUGCUCCAAGAGAUCCUGGAUGAAUGGUUAAAGGUGCAGUCCACUUGGCUUUACCUUGAGCCCAUAUUCAGCUCUCCAGACAUCAUGACCCAAAUGCCUGAAGAAGGACGCCAUUUCACAGCUGUUGACAAGACCUGGAGGGACACCAUGAAACAGGUUUCCAUGGAUAAGCAUGUGAUGAGAGUGAUAGCCAUCGAAAAGCUGCUGGAGAAGCUGAAGAUGUCCAACAAUCUUCUGGACAAGAUCCUAAAAGGUCUCAAUACCUACCUGGAGAAGAAGCGUCUCUAUUUUCCUCGGUUCUUCUUCCUGUCCAAUGAGGAGCUGCUAGAAAUUCUGUCCGAGACCAAAGACCCCACAAGGGUGCAACACCAUCUAAAGAAGUGCUUUGAAGGCAUCGCUAGUGUGGUCUUCACUGAUGUGCUGGACAUCACUCACAUGAAGAGCAGUGAGGGCGAAGUGGUGCAGCUGUUGGAUGUAAUUUCCACCUCCAAAGCCAGGGGCCAGGUGGAGAAGUGGCUUCUGGAGCUAGAGAAUGGCAUGGCUGCUUCAUUGCAUAAGGUAAUUGGUGAUGCGAUCCAAGCAUACCCUGAGGAGUUGAGGAUCAACUGGGUGCGUGCUUGGCCAGGCCAGACGGUGCUGUGUGUGUCACAGGUCUACUGGACCAAGCAUAUACAUGAAGCCAUCACGUCAGGACAGAAGGCCCUGGAAGCCUACCUGGAGCAGAACAACAGACAGAUUGAAGACAUUGUGGCACUUGUACGUGGCAAGCUGUCUAAGCAGAACCGAGUGACUCUUGGAGCCCUUGUUGUUCUAGACGUCCACGCCAGGGAUGUGCUGGCUGUGCUGGUGCAAAAGAGAAUAAGUGAUGAGAAUGACUUUGAGUGGCUCAGCCAACUACGCUACUAUUGGGUGGAAAACCACCUCCAGAUUAAGAUGAUCAAUGCCAGUUUGCCCUAUGGUUACGAGUACCUUGGCAACACACCACGUCUGGUUAUAACCCCUCUCACUGACCGCUGUUACCGCACAUUGUUUGGUGCCCUCCAGCUUCAUCUGGGAGGGGCACCGGAAGGACCCGCUGGUACAGGAAAAACCGAGACAACCAAGGACUUGGCUAAAGCUGUGGCCAAGCAAUGUGUGGUCUUCAACUGCUCUGAUGGCUUGGACUACAUUGCUCUAGGCAAAUUCUUCAAAGGCCUGCUGUCCUGCGGGGCUUGGGCCUGCUUUGAUGAGUUUAACCGCAUUGACUUGGAGGUUCUGUCUGUCGUGGCUCAACAGAUUCUCACCAUACAGAGAGGAAUUGCUGCCGAUACUAAGAUACUGACUUUUGAAGGAACAGAUCUAAAACUGGACCCCUCCUGUGCUGUGUUCAUUACCAUGAACCCUGGCUACGCUGGACGCUCUGAGCUACCAGACAACCUCAAGGCUCUGUUCAGGACCGUGGCUAUGAUGGUACCGGACUAUGCAAUGAUCGCGGAGAUCAUGCUCUACUCGUGUGGCUUUGUGAAUGCACGGCCUCUGUCUGUGAAAAUUGUUGCUACCUAUCGACUCUGUUCGGAGCAGCUGUCCUCGCAGCAUCACUAUGAUUAUGGGAUGAGAGCUGUCAAGUCUGUGCUGACGGCUGCCGGAAACCUGAAGCUCACUUUUCCAGAGGAGAAUGAAGACACACUUUUGCUGAGAUCCAUCAUCGAUGUCAAUCUGCCCAAGUUUUUGGCCCAGGAUCUGAAGCUAUUUGAGGGUAUCAUCUCUGACCUCUUCCCUGGAGUCAAACUCCCAAAGCGGGACUACCACGUCCUGCUGGAGGCCAUUGAAGAAAACUGCCAACGUAUGAACCUGCAAGUCACUGAUUUCUUUGUGGAGAAGAUCCUGCAGAUAUAUGAGAUGAUGAUAGUGAGGCACGGCUUCAUGCUGGUGGGUGAGCCCUAUGGAGGAAAGACCAGCGCUUACCGUGUGCUUGCGGCUGCUCUUCAUGAUGUCAGUAAAAAGGGACUCAUGGAUGAGAACCAGGUCCAGAUCACAGUUAUUAAUCCCAAAUCCGUCACCAUGGGCCAGCUUUACGGCCAAUUUGACCCAGUCUCUCACGAAUGGUCCGAUGGCAUCCUGGCUGUUAGCUACAGAAACUUUGCUGCCUCCCAGAGCCCUGACCGUAAAUGGCUCGUCUUUGACGGCCCAGUGGAUGCUGUGUGGAUUGAGAACAUGAACACAGUGCUCGAUGACAACAAGAAGCUGUGUCUGAUGAGUGGUGAGAUCAUCCAGAUGUCGCCGCAAAUGAGCCUCAUCUUUGAGCCCAUGGACCUGGAGGUGGCUUCACCAGCUACGGUCUCUCGCUGUGGCAUGAUCUACAUGGAGCCACAUAUACUUGGUUGGCAGCCCCUUAUGCUGUCCUGGCUCAAUACCCUGCCAAUCAAUGCCGCACACAAAGACCUCAUCAGUGCCCUUUUCAGCCGUGUGUUGCCAGCCUGCAUACAGCUCAUUCGAAAGGCCACCAAGGAACUGUCCCCGACUUCUGACACCAGUCUUGUUAAGUCUCUAAUGAAUCUGAUGGACUGCAUGAUGGAUGAGUUUCACAAUGAAGAAAAGAUAAAGAGCAUGAAGGAGGAAGAUGUUCGCUCCUGGUUGGAGGGCAUUUUUGUGUUCUGCCUGGUGUGGUCACUCGGUGCCAGCUGUGAUGAUUCUGGCCGCGUGAAGUUUGACGCUGUGGUCAGGGAAAUUCUGAGUGGUCCUUUCAGUGAUGAGACGGUGGCCCGCCACGGCAUUCAGAUCACUGUGGAGGCUCCACCUAAACCGCUGAGUGUACCUCUGCCCACUGAGGGAACACUUUACCAGUAUCGCUUCAUUAAAGAGGGACGGGGCAGGUGGGAGCUGUGGACAGAUGAGCUAAAGAUCGCCCCCCCUCUAUGCAAAGAUGUGCAGUUCAAUGAGAUCAUUGUACCCACUGAGAACACAAUCCGCUACAUGGCUCUGAUGCAGCUCCUCGUCACCCACCACAAGCCCACAAUUUUCAUCGGCCCCACUGGUACUGGCAAGAGUGUCUACAUUACAGACUUCCUAUUGAACCGGCUGCAGAAGGAUGUGUACAGCCCUUUAUUCAUCAACUUUUCAGCCCAGACUACAGCUGCCCAGACCCAAAACAUUUUUAUGUCCAAGCUGGAUAAGCGACGCAAGGGAUUGUUCGGCCCUCCAUCGGGGAAGAAAAUGGUGGUAUUUGUGGAUGAUGUGAACAUGCCAGCCAGGGAGGUCUAUGGUGCCCAGCCGCCUGUGGAGCUGCUGCGACAGUGGCUGGAUCAUGGGAACUGGUAUGACAUGAAGGACUGUUCCAUGAUCAACCUUGUGGACACCCAGAUCAUAUGUGCCAUGGGACCACCUGGUGGAGGGCGGAACCCUGUCACACCACGUUUUCUGCGCCACUUCAACAUGAUUACCAUUAAUACUUUUGAUGAGAAGACGAUGUAUACGAUUUUCUCCAGGAUAGUAGACUGGCAUUUUACUAUACGGUUUGCUUUCCUUGAGCCAUGUGCAGCAUUGACCUCUCAAAUCGUUAAUAGCACCAUGUCUGUGUAUAAAGAAGCCACCAAGAACCUGCUACCAACUCCCGCAAAGUCUCAUUAUCUGUUCAAUCUGCGUGACGUCUCACGGGUCAUCCAGGGCAUCUGCCUCUCACGUCCAGAGACUGCAGAUGAACCGGGUGUCCUCAAACGGCUGUGGGUGCACGAGGUCCUGAGGGUGUACUAUGAUCGAUUAGUCCAUGACAAAGAUCGCUCCUGGCUUGUAAGCCAUUUACAGGUUGUUUGUGAGACUCACUUGAAGGAAUACUUCCAUCAGCUCUUCCAACAUCUCGACCAGGACCAGGAUGGACAAGUCACAGAGGACGACCUGCGCAGCCUUAUGUUUUGUGACUUUCACGACCCUAAGGGCGAGGACCGCAACUACCGUGAAGUGCACGACCUGGACUCACUGCGACAGGUGGUUGACUCGCACCUGGAGGAAUUUAACAACAUUAGCAAGGCGCCUAUGAAUCUGGUGCUUUUUCGCUUCGCCAUUGAGCAUGUGUGCCGCAUUUCCCGCAUCCUGAAGCAGCCGGGUGGACACGCCCUGCUGGUGGGUGUGGGAGGGAGUGGGCGUCAGUCUCUCACCCGCUUGGCUGCUUACAUGGCAGAAGCAGAGCUAUUCCAAGUGGAGAUCUCCAAGACAUAUGGAGUGGCUGAAUGGCAUGAUGACCUGAAGCUUAUCAUGAAGAAGUCCACACUGGGUGAAGCCCAUGGUGUUUUCCUUUUUACAGACACACAAAUCAAAAUUGAGUCAUUUCUGGAGGACAUUGGCAACUUGCUCAACACUGGUGAGGUGCCUAACCUGUUUGCAGUUGAUGAGAAGCAAGAAAUCUGUGAACGAAUGCGUGUGCUAGACAGGCAGCGUGACCGGGACAAGCAGACGGACGGCAGCUCAUUGUCUCUUUUCAACAUGUUUGUCGAGCGCUGUCGCACACAGCUGCAUGUGGUGUUGGCCAUGAGUCCCAUCGGAGAUGCCUUCAGGAACCGCUUGAGACGUUUCCCGGCCCUCAUUAACUGCUGCACCAUUAACUGGUUCCAGGCUUGGCCCGAAGAUGCCCUGCAGGCGGUGGCCUGCCGCUUCCUGGAGGAUGUCGAGAUGACAGAUGAGUGCAGAGAAGGGUGCAUUGACAUGUGCAAGAGCUUCCACACUUCAACUAUUGAGCUGUCAGUCCGCUUUUUGGCUGAGUUACAGCGCCACAAUUAUGUCACUCCAACCUCGUACCUGGAGCUCAUUUCCACCUUCAAAGCCCUUCUAAAGACAAAAAGAGCUGAGGUAAUGAAUUUGAAACAUCGCUACGAGGUGGGGCUUGAGAAACUGGAGUCAGCAGCGAAUCAGGUGGCCACCAUGCAGGUUGAGCUGGAGGCUCUGCAGCCACAGCUGCUUGUGGCCAGCAAAGAGGUGGAUGAGAUGAUGGUGGUGAUAAAGCAUGAAUCUGUGGAGGUGGCUGAGACAGAGAAGGUGGUGAAAGUGGAUGAGGCGACAGCCAAUGACCAAGCCAUGGCUGCAAAGGCUAUUAAGGAUGAGUGUGAUGCUGACCUCGCUGAAGCCCUGCCUGUGCUGGAGUCAGCUCUGGCUGCUUUGAACACUCUCACUACUCAGGAUAUCACAGUGGUGAAGUCCAUGAAGAGCCCGCCUCCUGCUGUCAAGCUGGUGAUGGAGGCAAUCUGCAUUCUCAAAGGCCUCAAGCCAGAUCGUGUGCCAGACCCUUCCGGCUCUGGUAAAAAAGUGGAGGACUUCUGGGGCCCAGCUAAAAAGCUUCUGGGAGAUAUAAAAUUUCUCCAGAGCCUCAAAGAGUAUGACAAGGACAACAUCCCAUCAAAUCUCAUCAGCAUCAUCCGCAGCAAGUACAUCACUAAUCCAGACUUUGUACCGGAGAAGAUUCGAACUGCAUCCACUGCAGCUGAAGGCUUGUGCAAAUGGGUUUGUGCCAUGGACAAGUAUGACAAAGUGGCCAAGGUGGUGGCUCCAAAGAAGGAGAAGCUUGCACAAGCUGAAGGGGAGCUGAAGGUGGCCAUGGAGGGCCUGCAGAGAAAGCAAGCUGCCCUCAAAGACGUCCAAGAUAAACUCGCAAAGCUUCAGGAGACUUUGGAAGCCAAUAAAAACAAGAAAGCUGACCUGGAGAAUCAGGUGGAUCUGUGCAGUAAGAAGCUUGAGCGAGCAGAGCAGCUGAUUGGAGGCCUGGGUGGAGAGAAAACGCGCUGGAGCGAAAUGGCCCUCAAUCUCGGAGAGCUCUACAGAAAUCUGACGGGGGAUAUCCUUAUCUCAGCAGGCAUCGUAGCUUACCUGGGAGCCUUCACCUCCAGCUACAGACAGGAACAGACGAAGGAGUGGAUGGAUCUGUGUAAGACUAAGGGAAUCCCAUGUUCCCCCAGCAUGUCUCUGAUUACAUCACUGGGUGAUCCAGUAAAGAUCUGUGCAUGGACCAUCGCUGGCCUACCAUCAGACAGUUUCUCCAUAGAUAACGCCAUCAUCAUUGCUAAUGCCAGGCGGUGGCCUCUCAUGAUUGAUCCUCAAGGCCAGGCAAACAAGUGGGUGAAAAACAUGGAGAAGGCCAACAGCCUGCAUGUUAUUAAACUGACUGAUGCCGACUUUGUCCGCACUCUAGAGAACUGCAUCCAGUUUGGCACACCAGUGCUGCUGGAGAAUGUCGGCGAGGAGCUGGACCCCAUCCUGGAGCCUCUGCUGCUGAGACAGACUUUUAAACAGGGAGGUGCCAUGUGUAUCCGCCUGGGAGACUCUACAAUUGAAUAUGCCCCUGACUUUCGCUUCUACAUCACUACCAAGCUGCGCAACCCCCACUACCUGCCUGAGACUGCUGUCAAGGUGACCCUACUGAACUUCAUGAUCACCCCAGAGGGCAUCGAGGACCAGCUUCUGGGCAUCGUGGUGGCCCGAGAGAGGCCCGAUCUGGAGGAAGAGAAGCAGGCUCUCAUCCAGCAGGGAGCAGAGAACAAAAGACAAUUGAAGGAGAUUGAGGACAAAAUCCUGGAGGUGCUCUCUUCUUCUGAGGGCAAUAUUCUGGAGGAUGAGACGGCUGUCAACAUCCUCUCCUGCUCCAAGUUGCUGGCCAAUGAAAUCACAGAAAAGCAGGCUGUGGCUGAGGUGACGGAGCAGAAGAUUGAUGAGACCCGCAUGGGCUACACACCCAUCGCUGUGCAUUCAGCCAUCUUGUUCUUUUCCAUUGCUGACCUGGCUAAUAUUGAGCCCAUGUACCAGUACUCCCUCACCUGGUUUAUUAACCUCUUCAUCAGCUCCAUCGACAGCUCAGAAAAGAGUGAUGACCUGGAGCAGAGACUACAGAUCCUGAGAGACCACUUCACCUAUGCACUAUAUGUCAAUGUCUGUCGCUCGCUGUUUGAGAAGGACAAGCUGCUCUUUUCAUUCUGCCUCAGUGUCAAUCUGCUCAUGCACAACAAACUGGUGGAUGAGGGUGAGUGGCGCUUCCUUCUGACAGGUGGUGUUGGCCUGGACAACCCCCACUCUAAUCCCUGCACCUGGCUCCCCAAAAAGUCCUGGGAUGAAAUCUGCCGCCUGGAUAAGAUGGAGAGGUUCAUAGGUCUGCGCCACGACAUGGCUCGCCUCAGGAACGAGUGGAAGGAGGUCUACGACAGCCCAAACCCCCAUCUGACUCCCUUCCCUGAUGAGUGGAAGGAGAAGCUGAGCAAGUUCCAGAAGAUGCUGGUGAUUCGUUGUCUCAGACCAGACAAGGUUAUUCCCAUGGUACAGGAGUUUGUUUCUGACUCUUUGGGUCGUCCCUUCAUUGAAGCACCUCCCUUUAACCUGAGUAAGGCAUUCGCUGAUAGCCACUGCUGUGCCUCCCUCAUCUUCAUCCUCUCCCCCGGCUCAGACCCCAUGGCUGCGUUGCUCAAGUUUGGAGAUGAAAAGGGCUUCAGUGGUAACAAGCUGACGUCCCUCUCUCUGGGCCAAGGCCAGGGUCCUAUUGCUAUGAAAAUGAUUGAGAGUGGCAUAAAAGAAGGCACAUGGGUGGUUCUACAGAACUGCCACCUGGCCACUUCCUGGAUGUCGACACUGGAGAGAGUCUGUGAGGCACUGAACCCAGAAACUACCCACCCAGACUUCAGGCUGUGGCUGACCAGUUACCCUUGCCCCACCUUCCCUGUGGCGGUGCUUCAGAACGGGGUGAAGAUGACCAAUGAGGCUCCCAAGGGCCUUCGCUCAAACGUCACACGCUCCUUCUUGAUGGAUCCCAUCUCUGACCCAGGAUUUUUUGAGAGCUCCAGCAAACCGGUUGUUUUCAAGAAGCUCCUGUAUGGCCUGUGUUUCUUCCACGCCCUGACCCAGGAGAGAAGGAAGUUUGGACCUUUAGGGUGGAACAUUCCUUAUGAGUUCAAUGAGACUGACCUCCGGAUUUCUGUGCAGCAGCUGCACAUGUUCCUGGAACAGUCCCAGGAAGUGCCAUUUGAUGCCCUUCGCUACAUGACCGGUGAGUGCAACUACGGAGGGCGUGUGACAGACGACUGGGACAGACGGACACUGCGCACAAUUCUGUCCAUGUUCUACACUUCAAGGAUCAUUGAAGAGCCCGAGUAUAAGUUUGAUCCCAGUGGGCUCUACUAUGCACCAGCUGAAGGAGAUCACCACAGCUACAUAGAAUACACCAAGUCGUUGCCACUGAACCAGGCACCAGAGAUUUUUGGCCUGAACGCCAAUGCUGAUAUCACCAAGGAUCAGGCUGAGACACAGCUACUGUUUGACAGCAUCUUACUCACACAGUCCUGCUCCUCAAGCGGAGACGCCAAAUCCUCAGAUGACAUGGUGUUUGAUGUGGCAGCUGACAUCCUGAGUAAGCUGCCUGGAGACUUUGACUUGGAGGCAGUCAUGAGGCGCUUUCCCACCAGCUACAAUCAGAGCAUGAACACUGUGCUGGUGCAAGAAAUGGGCCGCUUUAACAACCUGCUCUGCACCAUCCGAGAAUCCUGCGUCAACAUUCAGAAGGCCAUUAAGGGUCUCGUCGUGAUGUCUGCAGACUUGGAGGAAGUGGUCAGCAGCAUCCUCAAGGGUCGCGUCCCGAGCCUGUGGUUAAAGAAGUCUUACCCCAGCCUCAAACCGCUGGGAAGCUACGUCAAUGACUUCCUAGAGCGACUCAUAUUUCUGCAGGACUGGUAUGAUCAGGGUAUGCCUGCUGUAUUCUGGAUAUCGGGAUUCUUCUUCACCCAGGCAUUCCUCACAGCCAGCCAGCAGAACUAUGCCAGGAAACAUGCCGUCCCUAUUGACCUGCUUGGCUUUGACUUCGAAGUGCUGGAUGACAGACAAUACAAACAGCCCCCAAAGGACGGUGUCUACGUCCGUGGACUCUUCCUCGACGGUGCCCGCUGGGACAGGAAGACCAAACUUCUUGCCGAGUCCUACCCAAAGGUCUUGCAUGAUCCGAUGCCUGUGAUGUGGUUGAAGCCCAUGAAGCGUCAGGAAAUCCCCCAGACCAUGUGUUACGUGGUGCCCGUGUACAAGACCAGCGAGCGGCGCGGCACGCUGUCCACCACGGGCCACUCCACCAACUAUGUCGUCGCCAUGACGCUCAACACCAGCGAGGCUGCUGAGCACUGGGUCAGACGAGGCGUGGCUCUGCUCUGCCAGCUCAGCUCUUAGAGCAAAGGUCACUAAUUGGCGGAUAGCGGUCAGUAACAGGGGCUUUCUAUUUAAUACAACUGACACUUUCUCUAGUGGAAAUUCAUUGUAAGCAGUGCAGCAGAAAUCUACACGAAACAUUUCUGAACUGUUGUCACAAUACUUGGAAUUGGGAUUAUUGUCUGUGACACUGUAUCUUAACAGAAAUCACCUAUCCAUGUGACAGUCAUGGUACAAUACAAUUCAUAAACAAAUGGCUCAUUCUCAGGCUUUGAGCUUCACUCAGUUUAUUUUUUAACAAUAAUAAAAUAUGCUGCAUCAAA